UUUGGGAUCAGCUAUAAUGGGAUCGGCUGUAGGGUCCAGCUACUGUGGGAUUGACUGUAAUGGGAUCGGCUAUUAUGGGAUAGGCUGCAACAGUUUUGGAUGUAGGGACCAGCUGUAACAGGACUGACCAUAACUUGGAAUGGGAUCAACUGUAACGGGAUCGACUGUGAUGGGAUCGGUGGUAGGGACUCACACACAGAGUGAACCCUCCAUAUGGUCACAGCCCCCAGAGAAUGACCCCCUAUAGGGUCACAGCUCCCACAGAGUGACCCCCCACCACAGAGUGACCCCUAUAGGGUCAGCCCCCCCGUCCAGGGUGGACCCUCCUUUCCGGCUGCCCCCCUGGACCUCCCAGCCGCCAGGGGGCGCUCUCCGCUCCCAGCAAAUCGCGGCUCCCUCCCCUGCCCUGGCGGCAGCACUUCCGGCAGCGCUGCCGCCGCUCACUUCCGCUUCCGCUGCUUCCCCCUCGCUGCCGCCGCGGAGCCCGGGAGAGCCGCGCGCGCUCGGGAGGCUCGGGGUUCCAUUUCCGCUUCCGGUGCGGCGGCCGGGCCGGCUGAGGCAAGAGAAGCGGCGGCGGCUCCGGACCCUGCUCCGCUCCCGGACCGGGCUCUUCCCUCUCCCGCUGCCCUCACACCCGACUCCGCCACCACUGGGCCUUUUCCCGUGCCCGGUCCUGCCGCUGCCCGGGGCCGAGGCGGCGGCGCUGCCCUCCAUGAGGAUGGAGGCCCGGGAGGCGGCGCGGGCCCGGCCCGGCCCGGCCUUCAAGAGUUUCGGCGCCGAGAGCAAGUUUUUCCUCCCCAAACUCAGCAGCUUCUCCUGCCCUGCUGGGAACUCCUCCUGCUCCCUCAGCUACACCCCAGAAAUUCCUGAAAGAUUCCCAGGAGCCAACGGGCAGUGGAGGAGCUCCAAGCCCAGGGGGAGCCGAGGCUCCUUCCUGGAGACCCGUAAAAAUCCCAGGAUUUACAACAAACCUGCGGUGUUUUUCCCUCCUUCCAGCGGGAACCCCAGCACUUUUGGGGGAAAAUCCGCCCUCCAUGGAGCCUCCUUCCCCCUGAAGCCGGCCCCGAGCCCCUCCUGGAGCCGCCGCAGCCCCAAGAAGGCCCCGCGGCGCUUCCUGAGCGCGGCCGAGGAGACGGUGCGGGAGGAGGAGCGGGAGAUUUACCGGCAGCUGCUGCAGAUGGUGACUGGGAAGAGGUUCUCCAGCUGCAAACCCUCCCCGCUGCUCCCCUUCCACCUCUCCCGCUGUCCCCGUUCUGGCCCCUCCCUGCCCCAGGAGGCUCCCAGGGAUGAUCCCGAGGCACUGGAAAUUCACAAAGUUCCAGCUCCUGUUCCACAUUCCCCGGAGCCACCCCAGAAUUCCCAAAAUCCCCCCCUGGGCCCCUCUCCAGGGUUUCCUGGGGAGUUCCAGCCCCGGAAUUCUGCGGCUCCGCACCAGCGGGAGGAAGAGCCAGGAGCUGAGGCACAGAGUGAAGGGUCAGAUUCUGUCAUUUUGCUCAAGGUCAAGGAUUCCAGAACUCCGGCUCCAAGCCUCCCCUUUUUCCAGGCUGAGCUAUGGAUCAAAGAGCUGACCAGUGUCUAUGAUUCCCGAGCCAGAGAGAGGUGGAGGCAAAUAGAGGAGCAGAAAGCUCUGGCCCUGCAGCUCCAGAGCCAGCGGCUGCAGGAGCAGGAGCGCUCGGUGCAGGAGCUGGUGGAUCUGCACCUGCGCGUGCCCCUGGAGAAGGAGAUCCCGGUGGCCGUGGGGCCCGAGGGGCUGGAGCGCGCCCGGCCCGGCCAGGGCGACGACGACUUCCCCGAGAUCACCGAGGAAAUGGAGAAGGAAAUCAAGAGCCUUUUCCGAGGAGGGAACCAGGACGAGGUGCUGAGCGAGGCUUUCCGCCUGACCAUCACCAGGAAGGACAUCCAGACCCUCAACAACCUCAACUGGCUCAACGACGAGAUUAUAAAUUUCUACAUGAAUUUGCUGAUGGAGAGGAGCAAGGACAAGGAUUUGCCUGCAGUCCACGCCUUCAACACCUUUUUCUUCACCAAAUUAAAGACUGCAGGGUACCAAGCUGUGAAAAGAUGGACAAAAAAAGUGGAUAUUUUCUCUGUGGAUCUGCUCCUGGUGCCCAUCCACCUGGGAGUGCACUGGUGCCUGGCUGUCGUGGAUUUCAGGAAAAAAACCAUCACCUACUACGAUUCCAUGGGAGGGAUCAACAGUGAGGCCUGCAGGAUCCUGCUGCAGUACCUGAAACAGGAAAGUUUGGAUAAGAAAAGGAAGGAAUUUGACACCAACGGAUGGGCCCUGCUGAGCAAGAAGAGCCAGGAGAUCCCGCAGCAGAUGAACGGCAGCGACUGCGGGAUGUUCGCCUGCCGCUACGCCGAGUGCAUCUCCAAGGACAAACCCAUCAACUUCACUCAGCAACACAUGCCCUACUUCAGGAAGAGGAUGGCCUGGGAAAUCUUGCACAGGAAGCUCCUCUGAUGCCAGAAAAAUCCUGAAAUUCCAAAGAUUUGGAUCAGAAGAAUCCCAGGAUUCUCCUGGGGACGCAGCCAAGGAACUCCGGGUCCUGCUCCUCCCAAAACCCCCCCGGAUUCGGGGGGAAUAGAAAAGUUUGGAAGCACAGCUGGGAACUUUGGGAGUUUCUUUCCCUCUUUUUUGAGAUUCCAGGAUGGAUUUUCCCGCUUUUCCAUCUGCUGGGUUGGGGAAAUUUGGGAAUUUUGGGCUUUUUGGAGCUGGAUUUUCGGGAAAAGGGAGGAGCCUCCGUGGAUUUGUGUUGGGAAAAUCUGGAUUUGGGAAAAGCAGGGGAAAGGUUUGGUUCUGGAGGGAAUUUUUGGGGAUCAUUCCCAUUUUUUCCACCUCACUCCCAAAGUUUGUGGAUUUUACCCAUAGGAAAACUUGGAUUGGAAUCCCUGGGAAUAAUUCCUGCUUAAAUCCUGUUUUUUCUUCCCAAAUCCCCACUUUUGGGUGAUUUUUCCAGGAUUAAGCUUUGGAAUGUCAGAAUUCCUCUGGAUUUACACCCAAACUUUGCUUUUCCAAGGGAUAAAUCCCAAAACCUGAGCAAAAUCUGGGAUUUUUGGUGAAUUUUUGGGAAUUUUCCUUUCCCUUUCAGGCUGCUUCAUCCCAGCAGCUCCUGUUGCUUUUUCCAGUUGCUUUUCCCACGUUUUCCAUGAAGAAAUCCUCCCAAAUUGCAGGAACUGCAGAACCAUGGGAAAAACCCCAAAAUCCUGGAAUUCCUUCCAUUUUUUCCGAACAAUGCCAGGAUUUAUUUGGGGAGCUUUGCCCACCCCUUUCCCUGGAUUAAUUUAUUCCCAAAUUUUUUGGUCCUUCCGAAGCCUCUGGAUUUGCUCUUCCUGGUGGAAAAGAUGAUUUUUAAUAAGAAGAGUGGGGGAAAAUCCCAAGUUUUUGUAUUUUCCCUCUCCUGCAGGAGCUGGGAAUUUUUUCUAUUUUUCCCGAGCUGGGAGAUGAAGUUUUGUACCAAAUUCCCAAAUUUUUGGAGCCCCUUUUCCUGGUUUUUCCCAUCCCUUCGUGUCCCUUUGGAUCCCAAAUUCCCUCCCCUGUUUUAUACCAGAUUCAUUUCCUACUUUUUUUAUCUUUUAUUGAAAUUAAAGAUCUGAAAAAAAAAAAC
This is a messenger RNA of Melospiza georgiana, 3608 nucleotides long. It is a transcript of the gene SENP1, whose product is annotated as SUMO specific peptidase 1. Gene Ontology annotation, molecular function: deSUMOylase activity. The transcript is spliced from 16 exons. Gene Ontology annotation, biological process: protein desumoylation. Bases 713 to 2464 code for a protein of 583 amino acids. The record is from RefSeq and is a predicted model, not a curated record. Gene Ontology annotation, cellular component: nucleus. Lineage: Eukaryota; Metazoa; Chordata; Aves; Passeriformes; Passerellidae.